UAAAUGUGUCUACUAGAAUGAGAUAUCAUCUCACGCUGACAAUGACAAGUCAAUCCUACAAAUGAUCACCAGUGCUAAUCUGUCAGGACGCUCGAGAUGACCGUUUUCCAAUCCGUUUUAGCAAACAAGAAAUUGCUGGCAGCACUGAUCGUGGCCGCCAUUAUAACGGUCUGCGCCAUUACGAUCCCGUUGGUGCUUGUAUCGUCGAGCGAUGAUGAUGAUCCUCAGCCAUUCGUGGGACGAGAUAUCCUCGAUGAGGUUCCACUAAUCGACGGCCAUAAUGAUUUACCAUUCAAUAUCUACAAAGUGGAGCGUAAUCUACUGGCGAACUUCAACUUGGAUUCCAAUCUCAAAGAGCAUCCUGUAUGGGGUCAAACGGCGUCUAGCCAUACGGAUUUGCCCAGAUUGCGGAAGGGCAAAUUAGGGGCUCAAUUUUGGGUGGCUUACAUUCGUUGUGCUGAUACGCAGUACAAGGACGCCGUAGCAAGGACUCUGGAGCAGAUUGAUGUGGCGAAGCGUGUCAUAGCUAAGUAUCCGGAUGAUCUGAAGUACGUUACUACAGCUGAAGGGAUAAUGGAGGCUUUCCAGGAGAAGAAGAUCGCUUCGCUGUUGGUGGUGGAGGGUGGCCAUUCGAUCGAUUCAAGAUUGCCCGUUUUGCGAAUGUUUUAUGAAUUGGGAGUUCGCUACAUGACGCUGACGCAUUCUUGUAAUCUGCCGUGGGCGGAUGCUUCGCCAAUCGAUGAUGAGGACAAUCCACAGCUGAACAAUCUUUCUGAAUGGGGUCACAUAGUUAUUCGGGAGAUGAAUAGACUGGGAAUGAUGAUCGACAUCUCCCAUGUCAGCUACGGAGUAAUGCAGGACGUACUCAAGGAAAGCUUGGCGCCAGUGAUUUUCAGUCACUCGUCGGCGCACACGGUUCAUCAACAUCACCGAAAUGUGCAAGACGAUGUUUUACGAGGUCUAGUGAAGAACAACGGAAUUGUCAUGGUCAACUUUUAUCCACUGUUUGUAGGAGGAAAUACGAUCGAUGAUGUAGUUAAGCACUUCAAUCACAUUAAAUCCGUUACGGGUCCAGAUCAUAUUGGUAUAGGUGGUGACUACGAUGGAGUUGGACAAACUCCUGAGGGGUUGGAGGACGUAUCAAAAUACCCGGACUUAUUCGAUAUGUUGGCUUCCGGAAAUCUUACAACUGGUGAAACCUUCCAACCGUGGACGAGAGACGAACUACGGAAGCUGGCUGGACUCAAUCUGUUGAGAGUAUUCAAGCAGGUCGAACGUGUUCGUGAUAACAUGCUGGCUACGCCUCCAUAUGAAGACAUUAUACCGUUUGCAGAAUUUGAAAAAGCCGGAGCUGCCGACCAACCUUGCAUGACCAAUAUGAAUAUUCAUAAAGAGUGAAAUAAAUCAUAGCCCCAAAAAA
Molecule: messenger RNA, 1420 nt
Organism: Aedes aegypti (yellow fever mosquito)
Lineage: Eukaryota; Metazoa; Arthropoda; Insecta; Diptera; Culicidae
Product: dipeptidase 1
Exons: 4
Coding region: 97-1398 (433 amino acids)
Biological process (GO): proteolysis
Molecular function (GO): metallodipeptidase activity
Source: RefSeq, a predicted model, not a curated record